UUUUUAAAUCUUUAAUUAGCCGUUGCGAAUAUUAUUCUGAAGUUUAUGUCACUAAACUCUGACCAAAGUCGGGAGGGUUAAAAAUCAAAACCAUAAGCUAUGGUUUUAUUAUUUUAAAAGUGUUUCAAACACACUUUAAAUCAGUACAGUUGUUUUGUAUUAUUAGUUUUCAAAAUAUCUAGCUGAUGGCGAAAUCCUUUUUUCGUGAAAAAAAACUUGCCGCGGUUCCGCGACAUGUUACAAAAAUUCUAAAUAUUUUUAAACGAGCCCAAACAUGUCGUAUAUGAUUAUCAAAGCAGGAAAAACACUUCAAAUUUGUUUUCCGAACCGACCUGGUAGCUGGUCCUAAAAAGACUUAAUCGAAAUAAGUUAUUUCCAUUAAAAUUGUGAAGCUAUUUUUUUUAAAUAUUGUAUUUGCUCUCUGUUUUUUGGUCCAUUUUGAAAAGGUGGCAACAUAAACUUUGGAAAAUAUUUACAAUUGAUAUUCAGAAAUAAGAAAUUAAAAAAAAUAAUAAAGAAGUUUUAAAGUGUUCAAAAUGCAAAUUCUAAUCCGAAAAAUCAAAAAAAUAGAAAUUAAAUAGUUUAAAAAUAAAUUAUUGAUCAGAAAUUAUACAAUUUGAAAAUUAUGUUUAAUUAAUUUAAUUUAAGAGUUUUUGAAUCCAAGCUUAAAUUUUUUUAACGAUUUGAAUAUUUUUAUCAUUUUAUUUCUUCCUUUAAAAAUCGCAAGCUCAUGCACAAAGUGAAAAUUAGUUGAUAAUAAGGAUUCACUUAGUUGAUUUCCGAUUUUUGAUAUAUUAAAUAAAAAUUGGAGAUUGGCGACGGUGGAAACUAAAAAAAAACCAAAAGAAAGCAUUUUGGACGAGUGGUUUCGGAAAAAAUGUUUACGAAAAAGUAAUAAAAAAAUACACACAGAUAUUUCUCAAGCAUUUUUCUCUAAGGUCUCAGAUAUGUAACUAACCAUAUUCUUAAAACCAAAACGAUAAAUUUAGAAUUGUAUUUCUGAUAAUAGUUAAAAUUCACUCAAAUGUUUUUCAUAUUAAAUGCUUUCGUUUUUGAAAACAAAAUCCAAAUAUUUUUGAGAAAUUAUGAUAAAUUUUGAAAAAUGUAGAAAAAAACAUUUGUUAACAGUUUAAAGGUUUUAAUGCAAAUAAAGGAGGGCUAUUAAUUUUACAGUCCAAAUUCGACUAGCCGAAGCCUCGAUUAUCCAAAGUUUCGAUUAUCCGAUCAGGAACAAAUGAAAUCGGCAUGUUUUAUUUGCUUGUUUUUAACAUCAAAUUCGGCAUCUGCAACCACAUUUUAGUUAAAUAUGAACAAAUCUGGUGUUUUUUUAAAAGGUCCAAUACACCAAGUUUUCAGUUUUUGCUUUUUGGGUGUUUUUUAAUACCCCUGACGGUUUCAAAAGCACCCAAAAAGCAAAAAUUGGAAAUUUGGUUUAGGCUGGUACAAAUAUUUUUAAAAGUUUUUGUCACCCCCCCCCCCUUCGAAAUUGGCCCGAAAAAUCAGGGGGCAAAAAAAAUAUUUUUACAAUAAACUUCAAAAUUUCAAUGAAAAUUCAAGUGCAACCAGCUGAAAUCAAAUUAAAAUACAUUCUCCUGCGUUUAAAAACAUUUUUAGCAUUUUUGGGUUUAUUAAAAAAUCUUAAGAUUUUUUGAAAUUUUCGAUGCAAAAUCUUUUUUUCGAUACAAAUUUUGUUUUUGUCAGAUCUUCAAAAAUAAAACCAUCCACAUUAACGACCCCCGGGUCUUUUGUGGUCUCUAUUGCAAGUUUCUGCUCUGCUAGGAGUCCGAAGGCUUGAAUGAGGAGAGCACCCAAACCUCUUUAUACUCCAAGGAACCUUCCACCCCAGUGUUUGGACUGACGACCUUCGGAUUGCGAGUCCAACCGCCGCCAGCGAUUCCACCGGAGUAGGCUUGGUUUGGUGUGUUGUUUGUACUUAUGGCAUGGAGACGACUCCUACACCUGGAAUGACUUAACGGCCUAACAACUAAGGCCGGGACCGACAUUUUACUUCCUCAUCCGAUGGAAGGUUGGAGCAGAUGGGAAUCGAACCCAGAAUCAUCCGCUUACAAAGCGGACAGCGUAACCAUUCGGCCAAGCACUGCCACUCAGAUCUUAGAUUUUUUGAAAACUAAUGAUUGCAAAACAACUGAACUAGUGUAAAAUGCAUGUUGGUUGCUGCAAGUGUCAGUUCGAUUGGGAGCACUUCCCAACCAGAUUGCUUUGAUUAAAACCUGUACAACUAGCAACCCUGUACGAAUUCUCGCGCGCAACGGCGCGACGUUGCCACGCUGAUCGAACGAGCCACGAACGACGAAACACGAAGGACGACAAGAAGGACGACGAACGACGACGAGAGAAAAAACCGCCAUUUUGCGGUACCAGUUCCUUUUCACCCUCGGUAGAGUCAACACGCUUUUUCACGUUUAAAUAGUUAUUAAAGUUAGUGUUUAAAGAAAGUCCGAGUGUUUUACUUCACCACACCCACGGCCAUUGGAACCCAAAAUUACAGUCCACCCGUGAACAUUCCGCCUUUUUCCGUGGGGCCAACGUGCCGGCCCGAACAUUGGUCCAAUCGACCCGAAUUUGGACAUCCGGCGUGGAUGUGGUGAAGAAGCCCGGUGAAAAGAAGGAGGCAAACGAGCCUCAGAGUGCAAAACGGACAGUUCCCGUGCAACCCAACUCCGUGUGAAAAAGAAGAAGAAACAAACCAACGAAACAAAAGUGCAGUGAAAAAGUGCAAAAUGCCGCCGAAAGUUCAACGAACCCCGGCGAAGAAGCAGACGGAAGAAGAUGAGUUGGACGGCCUGAUCCACCUCCGGAACCAGGAGAUGGACACCCUCGAGGAGCUCCAAACGGAACUCACUGGUUGGGCACGAGCUGAUCGUACGGCUUCGGAUGUCCGAUCGCAUCUCAAGAACUUGGAGCGGAUCAACAACGACUUCGGCAACCUCCACCAGCGAAUUGUCCUCCUGACCGACUCCAAGACUCGGGGUCCACACGACGCGAAGAGGAAGGAGUUCAGAAAGCUGCACGACCAGAUCUCCAGAACUCUUGGACGAUGGGCGGAUGACCUUGCACCCGCUGUCGUUGCAGGUCCAUCUACGGCACUCCAACCAGCCAGGGUCCAACCGGUGAUCAUCUCUCAACCCCUGCCCAGAAUCAUCCCAAAGUUCGACGGCAAGUACGAGUCCUGGGACAGAUUCAAGGUAAUGUUUAAGGACGUCGUGGACAAGUCAAACGAACCGGCCAGGAUCAAGCUCUACCACCUGGAACAAGCCUUGAUCGGAGAAGCUGCAGGUUCGAUCGACGAAAAGACCAUCCAGGAUGGCAACUACGAGCGAGCCUGGGAACUGCUGGAAGAGCGGUUCGAGGACAAGCGGCGGAUGGUCGAUCUCCACAUCGGCGGUCUGCUGGGAGUGCAGAAGUUGGAAGAGGAGAGCCACGCGGAUUUGAGGGUACUACUGGAGGAAUUCAUCAGCCACGUCGAGAACCUAAAAUUUCUAGGACAAGAGUUCUCCGGUGUGUCGGAGCAGAUUGCAGUCUACCUUCUGGCGCACGCUUUGGACGAUGUGACUUACAAGCUCUGGGAGGGAACCAUCAAGCGCGGAGAGCUCCCCAAGUACGACGAGGCCAUCAAGUUCCUGAAAGACCGUGUCUUCGUUCUGGAGCGUUGGGAAGCUACUAAGAAGGCUGCAACGAAACGAAGUCAUCCAGUGACUGUACACGAGCAGCCCUACCACAUCGCUAAUACAGCCGUCACGUCGCAGCCUGGAAUCCGGUGCAAUUUCUGCAACGGACGUCACCUGACCUUCAAGUGCGCUGUCUUCAAUGGCCUUAAGGUGUCCCAGCGCAUGACUGCGGUCAGAGAGAAGAACCUGUGCCGAAACUGCUUGCGGAGUGGGCACCACUGGAAGGAAUGUGGAUCCCAGCACUCGUGCCGCAAGUGUCAACGAAGACACAGCACGCUGCUACACCGGCACCCACCUGCGUCCCGAAUCUCAGGCCAACCGCAUUCGCAACCCUCACCAUCCUGUCACAAAGCACCGAUGGUCAACGCCAUGUUGCCCACAGCACUGGUCACUUUGCGUGACAACGAGAACCAACCUGUGCCGUGUCGCAUCCUUAUGGACAGCGGAUCACAGGUAAACUUUAUUUCAAAAUCCAUGGCAGCUCGACUGAAGUUGCCAAAAACGGCUUCAAACGUUCCCAUCUGCGGCAUCGGGGAUGUUAAGACCUACGCCAAGGAGUCCGUAAUUGUUCAGCUUCAGUCACGGGUCAGCAACUUUACCGCAAACGCACAGUGUUUCGUCGUUCCGAAAGUGACCGGAACGGUGCCGUCUUCGCCGGUUGACAUCACGGAGUGGCCAAUACCCAUUGGCACCCAGCUGGCAGAUCCAAAAUUCCACAAGCCGAACCGAAUCGAUAUGCUCCUGGGAGUCACGAUGUUCUUCCGAUUGCUGAAAACGGGCCUGAUUGAGUUGGAUGGCAAUCAACCGGAUCUACGCGAAACUCACCUUGGUUGGGUCAUUGCUGGACAAGGUUCCGUCCAUGAUGAACUGCAUCCUCCAUUUCCGGUCAACGUAGGUAUGGCGAUUUGUGAUCCGUCCCAGAGAAAGUAAAAGGUUUAGCUGGAAACUUCUUCCCAGCCCGGGGGAGUAUGUUGGUUGCUGCAAGUGUCAGUUCGAUUGGGAGCACUUCCCAACCAGAUUGCUUUGAUUAAAACCUGUACAACUAGCAACCCUGUACGAAUUUUUAGCGCGCAACGGCGCGACGUUGCCACGCUGAUCGAAUGAGCCACGAACGACGAAACACGAAGGACGACAAGAAGGACGACGAACGACGACGAGAGAAAAAACCGCCAUUUUGCGGUACCAGUUCCUUUUCACCCUCGGUAGAGUCAACACGCUUUUUCACGUUUAAAUAGUUAUUAAAGUUAGUGUUUAAAGAAAGUCCGAGUGUUUUACUUCACCACACCCACGGCCAUUGGAACCCAAAAUUACAGUCCACCCGUGAACAUUCCGCCUUUUUCCGUGGGGCCAACGUGCCGGCCCGAACAAUGCAUUUUAGAACACUUUUUUCAUUUAAAUGUGAAGACUAUGGCUUGUUAUUUAAAUUUUUAUAUUUUUUUAUUUUUUUGCCCCCACCUUGACCUCGGCCAGGGCCGAGGGACAAAAACUUUUUUAAAUAUUUGCAUCGGCCUUAUUGGACCUUUAAAAAAAACACCAGAAAUAUUUCUUGACCUCCAUUUUGGCCGCCACAUUGAAUCCAAAAAUUCUAAAUUAUUUUAUGGUUCUUCAGGGGUCAUACUUAAGCUCUACAAUCAAAAAUAAGACAACAAGAUCUAAGGAUUUUUGCUGUCCCUAUUUAGACUGUAGUCCCGAUUCGCCCCAGAUGACGGUAAUUAUUUCUAUGUAGCCUUAGAGAAGUUCGCUCGGAAAUGGCUAUUUCGAAGGUUAAUAACUUUUUAGCAAAAAACCCAAAUUUAAAAAAGAUAUUAGUUCUGAAAAUUGGUAAGAACUGGAUAGUUUUCGCGCCUUCCAUUGGUCAAAAACUGAAACAGUUGCUUUUCUCCAUACAAUUUGACGAUUUUGCCCAAACUUGGUGGUCAGUGGUCAGAAAAAGCUCAAAUUUUGGAACUUAGGCUAGUGAUGCGUAAAUCUUUGAUUUCAGGGGAUAGCCCCAAGUAAGCCCAGAUUUGGACUAUCCUAACCAAUGUAAUGCUAAAACUACAAGAUAAAUGAGAUGUUACUGAAUGGAACAAUGUUCAAAUCUGCAGCUCAAUUUUUAAAUAUUGGAUCCAUAAUCUACAAAAAUUGAGCCCGGCAAUGGACGGCAAAUUACUUAGUUUGAUAAAUCAAUUCUUGAUUCUCUAUCUUACAAAUGAUUGGUGCGCUGGAAGUGGAGACACGAAGUCGUGAUUAUGCAGGAUAAUUUUUUUGUGUGCUUUUGUGUCACUAUUCGUAUGGGGUGAGUGAUUGUGGUAAUCGAAUAAUAGCAUCAUUGGUGCGCUGGAAGUGGGGACGCGAAGUCGUGAUUAUGCAGGUUAAUUUUUUUGUGUGCUUUUGUGUCGCUAUUCGUAUGGGGUGAGUGAUUGUGGUAAUCGAAUAAUAGGAUGCCCAGGGCCGUAGCCAGGAUUUUUGUUCGGGGGGGGGGGCUUGGGUGCAAAAAUUCAAGGAGUAUAAAAAUCAGCAAAUCAUUUAUACCAUCACUUGGUUUGUGGUAUAAUUAUUGAGAUGAAUUGUAAAAUUGUAAUGUAAUGUAUGCAAAAAAGUUUUCGAAGAUUU
This is a messenger RNA of Culex pipiens pallens (northern house mosquito), 6284 nucleotides long. RefSeq lists its product as uncharacterized. NCBI's taxonomy places the organism in Eukaryota, Metazoa, Arthropoda, Insecta, Diptera, Culicidae. The coding region runs from base 2742 to 4619 and encodes 625 amino acids. The record is from RefSeq and is a predicted model, not a curated record. The transcript is spliced from 2 exons.